AUGCUGGGUUGGCGCGAGGGGACGUGCUGGGCCUACGGGUCGUGGCCGGGCGCCUUAUAUACGCACUCGCACAAGCGUCGCUUGUGCGAGUGCGAAAUGCGAGAACCGUUGCCCUUGUACGAUUCGCGAUCCGCGGGCCACCGAACGGGAUUUACACGCGCCCAGCGCGGCGCGCGAAUCCCGCUUACGUCAGCGGCGACGCGCGCUGCGCACAGCCGUUUUGGGGAUCUGCAGGGGCUUGUUUACGUUGCCCAAUGCGGCCAGCCGUGGCGGGUCGCACGCGUCCAAACGCCGAAUGCGGUAACGCGGCCGCGGUGCAUGGGCGGUUGCUCGGCGCCACCGGAGGCAACCAAACGCCGACGCGCGUCGGCGCGCAGGGUGCUGUUUUUUUCGCGUCAGGACCCGCUGCAAGAUUGCGGCGGGCCGGGGGCCCGGCUGCGUACCCGAGGAUCUCGGGCCGUGGUGGCUGGGUGGCUGCGCGCAGCCGCGCGCAGCCGCGCGCAGCCACCCAGCGCGUCCCUUUCCCCGAAACGGUAUAGCGCCGUUGCCCGUGGGAACCGCGCGGGUGUCAGGGUCGCGCCCCGGAGCCACAUCUCGGCGUUAUUGUUUUUCCGCCUUCCCUCGGUCGCCACCGCUGCGCACGCGAAAACGUCGUUUGUAAGCGCGGCCUUUGUUCGAGCUGUGGCUGUAGCUGUCGGGGUUUCCGGGUAA
This is a messenger RNA of Lachancea mirantina, 711 nucleotides long. The record is from the annotation of a GenBank genome assembly. NCBI's taxonomy places the organism in Eukaryota, Fungi, Ascomycota, Saccharomycetes, Saccharomycetales, Saccharomycetaceae.